Messenger RNA from Otolemur garnettii (small-eared galago), 939 nucleotides. It is a transcript of the gene POLD4, whose product is annotated as DNA polymerase delta 4, accessory subunit. Gene Ontology annotation, cellular component: delta DNA polymerase complex. The record is from RefSeq and is a predicted model, not a curated record. Gene Ontology annotation, molecular function: DNA-directed DNA polymerase activity. NCBI's taxonomy places the organism in Eukaryota, Metazoa, Chordata, Mammalia, Primates, Galagidae. Gene Ontology annotation, biological process: DNA-templated DNA replication; DNA synthesis involved in DNA repair. Bases 159 to 482 code for a protein of 107 amino acids. The transcript has 4 exons.
GACUUCCUUUCUCUCCUGGUCUGGGUCAUCUCAUCUGCCCGGCGUCGUUGGCCCCGUCUCUCUGACUCUCUCUCUCUCAGCAGCUGUCUCUGUCGCACCCGCUGGGCUGCGUCUCUUCCCCGCAGUCGCCUCCUUCUUUGCCUGCCUGGGUGGCCGCCAUGGGCCGGAAGCGGCUCAUCACUGACUCCUACCCUGUUGUGAAGAGGAGGGAGGGGCCCGCUGGGCACUGCGCAGGGGAGCUGGCACCGGAGCUAGGGGAGGAGCCGCAGUCCCCCAUCAAGGAGGAAGCAGAGCUGGAGCUGCUGAGGCAGUUUGACUUGGCCUGGCAGUAUGGGCCCUGCACAGGGAUCACUAGGCUGCAGCGCUGGCAUCGGGCAGAGCAGAUGGGCUUGGAGCCUCCCCCAGAGGUGCGUCAGGUGCUGAAGACUCACCCUGGAGAUCCCCGCUUCCAGUUCAGCCUCUGGCAUCUCUAUCCCCUAUGAGGUACCACCUAGGACUUCCAGCCCUUGGCACUCCUGCUAGCCACCCAAGGACUUCAGGACAGAAGUGAGAGCCAGUUGCUGCUGCUCAGUGUAGCUCUGCUGAGGAGCCUUUGGCAGGCUGGAUCUGGAGGUCUCUGCAGCUCAGUGCCUUCCUGUAACCAGCAGGCUCCUGGAGCCCCAUCUGAGAGCCUACAUAGCUGAAGCUGUGCACCCUCUAGAGGAAGAGUGGUCUUGGAGGACAAGAAUCUGGCCACGAGAUGAGCCUUCCAAUGCCUGCUACAUGCCUCCCUGACCUGUUGUGUGGCAAAUUAGACAUAGACUUGAGCAGAGCCAGAUGCAGGCAGAUGAUCUAAGAGGCAAAGAUGCACUCCUCACCUAAAGCUGAGGAUAGGGCUGGCUGAGCUCACAGGGCAAGGGCUUCACUAAUGCUUAUUAAUAAAGAACAUUAAGCCUGGAA